This is a messenger RNA of Acinonyx jubatus (cheetah), 6461 nucleotides long. Its product is annotated as cytochrome P450 27C1. The record is from RefSeq and is a predicted model, not a curated record. Gene Ontology annotation, molecular function: heme binding; oxidoreductase activity, acting on paired donors, with incorporation or reduction of molecular oxygen; monooxygenase activity. Gene Ontology annotation, biological process: cortisol metabolic process; cellular response to peptide hormone stimulus; glucocorticoid biosynthetic process. Bases 3569 to 5080 code for a protein of 503 amino acids. The transcript has 9 exons. NCBI's taxonomy places the organism in Eukaryota, Metazoa, Chordata, Mammalia, Carnivora, Felidae. Gene Ontology annotation, cellular component: mitochondrial inner membrane.
GGCGGGCGGAGGCGCGAGCGGGAGCGGGACUUGGUGCGCCCAGCAGAGGGGGUCGCGGUCCAGCCCCGGGAGCGGGAGCGCAGAGAGCGGCUCGGAGCUCUCCAGGGCACCGUGUCUAACAGACCGAGGUCAUGUGGCGUCCGUUUCUAGGCCUUUUGGGUUAUGUUUUAUAAAUGGAAAACAAGCACCUCCCAUCCUCCAAAACCUGAGGUUCAGAGGCCACAGGUAGCUUAGCCUCUUAAAUGAUGGGGUCACCACACGAAUGUCAAUGAACCUGGGCAGGCUGCCAGGACUGGGGCAGGGACCUAGUCGUUCCAACUACGGGGGGGAGUGUUGGGACCGGCCCAGAGUGCAGUUUCCCAUCUUGACCCGAGUUUUGCCUUUCCUCUCCCCACCGCAAUUUGCAAUCUGUCUUCCAUUGCAAGGUGAUCCUCCCCAUCAAGGGUCGUGGGAUCCCCUUUCCUCUCACUGACUGUGGCAGCUGCUUCUUCCACUUGACUUCAUUUUUUCAGGGCUCGCACCCCAGGGCACACUUACUUCUGGGCUCUGGGCCUUCUGACUUCUCCCAAGACCCCUUCCCCAUUCCCAUUCCCCCCCCCCCCCAUUUGCUUUUGUUCAAAGCUUAUUCUCCUCCUUUUGUAACCACCCACCCCGGGUGUGGUCAAGGUCAUUCCCUCAACCAAUAAACAUACCUGAUGGUGCAGAGACCCUGACUGGGUUGGAGAAGCAGAAACUUCAUUAGGAGAAAAAACAGUAGAACUCCGGAGCAAGUUAAAAAAAAUUUUUUUAAUGUUUAUUUAUUUUUGAGAGACAGAGAAAGAGAGAGAGAGAGCAGGGGAGGGGCAGAGAGAGAGAGAGAGGGAGAGAGAAUUCCAAGCAGGCUCCAUGCUGUCAGCACAGAGCUAGAUUCAGGGCUUGAUCGCACAAACCAUGAUAUCAUGACCUGAGCUGAAAUCAAGAGUCAGAGGCUUAACCAACUAAGGUUAAGGUGCCCCAGGAACAAGUUUAAUUUGGUUGAAAUUCCUGCCCCUUCUCUCCAUCCCCUACACAGUUUUUUCCUGGACAUGCUUCUUAGAGGUGAAAAAUGAUUUUCUUUUCCAUGUGGAAUCUGUACAUAAGAUAUCAGGAUGAUACUUUUAAAAUGGGAUUUGCAAUGUUUUGUUAUUUACUGUGGACAAGUCAAUACGGCUUGAUUUUUUUUGUUUUUGUUUAUCUACUUCUAUCUACCUCUGCUUCUAUCUGAUUUUAUCCUCACAGUCUAAGCACCCCCCUCCCCUGUUGGUUUCCCCCCCCACUCCCCCUUCCCCCCACAGGGUUCUUUGAGAAGCAGACCACUGUUAAAACCUACAUCUCUGGGAGGAGCCACCUAGAAGGCCACCUCUCCACAACCAGAAAGUGUCUCAGUUCAGAUGGGUAUUUUCCCUGCAUCUGCCAUGCUCCUGGCCAUCACCCUAAACCCUGCCCUUCUGCCUGAGGCUCAGAUGAUGCCUUUCACCAUGGUCCGUCAUGAGUGGUGGUGCACACCUGUCAGAGGACAGUCGUAGAACUGACUCAUCUGUGCUUUCUUGCAACAUGGCAGAUGGGCCCCAAGGGUUUCCAGCUUGGUUGUCCUUCUGGGCUCCCCUUUUCCUUUAUUUCCAAAUAGUGCUCAUUUGCAAGAGCACGAAUCCCCUUGUGACUCCUCUGAGGACCCCACAGGAGUGCUUUAUGGCCUUGGGUUUCCCCACUUGAGGUGUGCUCAGGUUGUUCCAGACUGAAUAAGGUUCUAGGAAAGCCCUCUGCCCUGCUCUCCAGGCUCCUGAGGCACUUGUAGGAGGAAGAGGGUUAUUCUGUUACCAUACCUCCAGCUUACUGUACUUGACUCGUGAUCACAGAGAGUUCUAUCAAGGCUUAUACAUUUUUUUUUAAGGUUUGUUUAUUUUUGAGACAGAGACAGAGCAUGAAUGGGGGAGGGUCAGAGAGAAGGAGACACAGAAUCCGAAACAGGCUCCAGGCUCCAAGCUGUCAGCACAGAGCCCGACGCAGGGCUUGAACUCACAAACCAUGAGAUCAUGACCUGAGCCAAAGUCGGCCACUUAACCAACUGAGCCACCCAGGAGCCCCAAUCAAGUCUUUCAUGUACAGGUGGAAAAGGCCCAAAGUGUUGGCGGAGUCACUUGCCUGAGGUCACAUAGCUAGUUAGUGGUAGAGCAUACACCCUGACCCAUGUCACCAGCAGCCAUUUCAGAUGGGACAGAACAGGAGGGCCCUGUGUUCUCAUGCUAGCCCUCCACAAGCACCUGUGGAGUCUUGGCUAAUAACUUAUUCUCCCUGAACUCCAGUUGCUUCAUCUGCGCAGAAGUCUGACCAUCCUCAUCCAUCUCACAACCUAUUGUGAGGUCAGGUGAAAUUUGUAAACUGUAAUAAUAACAAGUAAAUACUAAUAAUGAACAUUUAUAGAGCUCUUUUCAUGUGCCAGGCACAGUUCCAAGUCCUCUGUGUGAGGCAAGUUCUAUUAUUUGCCUGUUUUGCAGGUGAGGAAACUGAAGUACAGUGGACCUUAACUUCCCAAGGGUGCUUAGCUUGUAAACUGUGAGCUAAGAUUCAAAUUCCAGAGUCUGUGCUCUUAAUGUCUAGGCAAAUUCUAAGUGCUAGGACUGACUAUACUGUUCUGCAGUCCACUAGCAAAAAGUGCCAUACAUUAUCCAGGUCAUGCAUCUUGUUCUUUCUCCCGCCUGGUCAGUUGCUCCCUUGUGCUGAUGGUGCCCAUUCAGUAGCUGGAUUCGCCUGAGAAGUGACCCAUUUCCCAGUAGUUGCUAUUAACACUCAUCUCAUCAGUGGCUCCUUUUCAGAGACCCAGAGGAACAUUCCAGUUGAUUCUUAGUGUCUUUAUCUAUGGGGGGGGAGAAUGUCAUCCAGGUUGAUAAGGAAGUGAACAUCUUCUACCUAAGGAGUAGAAGGGAGAAUGGAAAGACAACAGACCCUCUGGCCUGCCAUUUCUGAGGCAAAGAGUUGGGGUGAUAAGAAAUGUUGGCAGAUACCAAAGAGAGACUUAGUCAUUUUCCGCAUGCUCAGCCUUGGCUAUGCCACACUGACCCAGGCUAGAGGGUACUUUCUCUCUCUCUAUUUCUCUCUUAUUUAUUUGUUUAACCCAUUUACGUUUAUUGUAAUUUCUCAUUGUUUUUUGGUAACAGCACUAUUGAGAUGUAUAAUUUACAUACUAUGCAAUAGUCACCCCAGUCAAUCCUAGAACAGGUUCAUAACCUUACAAAGAAACCCCAUAUUGUUUCUUUUAGCUAUCACUCUCCAACUCUCCAUUCCCCCAGCCUUCAGCAACCACUAAUUUACUUUAUGUCUCUAUAGACUGGCCUAUUCUGGACAUUUCAUAUAACUGGAAUCAUAAUAUGUGGUCUUUUGCAUCUGGGUUCUUUCACUGAGCAUCAUGUUUUCAAGGUUCAUCUAUGUUGUGGCGUGUACCAGUACCUCAUUUCUUUUUAUGGACAAAUAAUAUCCCAGUGUAAGCAUAUACUACAUUUUGCUUAUCCAUCAGUUGAGAAACAUUUGGAUUGUUUCCACCUUUUUGCUAAUUAUGAAUAAUGCUGCUGUGAAUAUUUGGUAUAAGUUUAUUUUUGACAUAUGCUUUCAUUUCUUUGGAUUUAUGUCUAGGAGUGGAAUUGCUGGGCCAAGUAGUAACUGUCUAUUUAAUCAUUUGAGGAACUGCCGGAAUGUUUCUGAAAGUGGCUGCACUAUGUACAUUCCUACCAGCAGUCAGAAGCACACACGGGAAUAUGGAAAAAUCUUCAAGUCUCACUUUGGUCCUCAGUUUGUAGUAUCUAUUGCAGACCGAGACAUGGUGGCUCAGGUGCUCCGGGCAGAGGGGGCUGCGCCCCAGAGAGCCAACAUGGGGUCCUGGCAGGAGUACCGACACUUACGAGGGAGAUCCACCGGGCUCAUCUCGGCGGAGGGUGAACAAUGGCUCAAGAUGAGACGUGUAUUGAGACAAAGAAUUCUGAAACCGAGAGACGUGGCCAUUUUUUCAGGAGAAAUCAACCAAGUUAUUGCAGAUUUAAUUAAAAGAAUCUACAUCCUCAGGAGCCAGGCCGAAGAUGGAGAGACUGUGACCAGUAUCAAUGACCUUUUCUUCAAAUAUUCAAUGGAAGGAGUGGCCACCAUCCUGUAUGAGAGCCGCCUGGGCUGCCUGGAAAACAGCGUCCCGCAGCUGACCGUGGACUACAUCGAGGCGCUGGGGCUCAUGUUCAGCAUGUUCAAGACCUCCAUGUACGCGGGCGCCAUCCCCCGGUGGCUCCGCCCCUUCGUCCCGAAACCCUGGCGGGAAUUCUGCAGGUCCUGGGACGGACUCUUCAAAUUCAGCCAGAUCCACGUGGACAAUAAGCUGAGGGACAUACAGUGCCACAUGGACCGAGGGGAGACAGUGAGGGGCGGGCUGCUCUCUUGCCUCUUCCUCAGUCAGGAGCUGACGCUGGAGGAGAUCUACGCCAACAUGACCGAGAUGCUGCUGGCGGGCGUCGACACGACAUCGUUCACAUUAUCCUGGGCAGUGUAUCUCCUUGCGAGGCACCCAGAAGUGCAGCAGACCGUGUAUCGGGAGAUAGUUAAGAAUUUGGGGGAAAGACAUGUCCCAACGGCAGCCGAUGUCCCCAAAGUCCCAUUGGUCAGAGCUCUGCUGAAGGAAACCUUGAGGCUGUUUCCAGUGCUUCCAGGGAACGGCCGAAUCACCCAGGAAGACCUGGUUGUUGGCGGGUACCUGAUUCCCAAAGGCACCCAGCUGGCCCUCUGCCACUAUGCCACUUCCUACGAGGAUGAGAACUUCCCUCGGGCCAAGGAGUUCCGGCCGGAGCGCUGGCUGCGGAAAGGAAGCCUGGACAGAGUGGACAACUUUGGGUCAAUCCCCUUCGGGUUCGGGGUUCGGAGCUGCAUUGGGCGGAGAAUUGCAGAACUGGAGAUCCACCUCGUCGUGAUCCAGUUGCUUCAGCAUUUUGAGAUCAAGACAUCUUCUUGGACUAAAGCAGUUCCUGCCAAAACCCAUGGGCUUCUGACGCCAGGGGGACCCAUCCACGUGCGUUUUGUUAACAGAAAGUGAUCCUGGAUUUUUAAACCCAGCCAGCCACCUGCCACAAACCAGUGUCAACUGAUGAUGGUGGAGGAAGGAAAUCUUCACUUUCAGAGGCUGUCUUGCUGAUAAGCUGGCCUCCCUCCAUGUUUUGCAAGACUCCUAAAUCUUUAGGCAAAGCAAUGUGAAAAAAUUAUUUGGCUUUUGCAAACCAGAGCUGCCUUUUCUUUGGGGAAAUGGCUGUUUAAAAACCAGUGGCACUGAAUUCUCACGUCUCCUAUGUGGUCUUACUUGAUAUUCAGUUAGGCGUAGUCUCCUAUGCAUUUCUGCAAGGAAAUGUUGGCUUGCUUAUAAAUUCAGUGCUUGAAUAUAUGUUCUGUAAUGCUGCACCAGGACCCUGUCAGGAGGCAAGCUCAACUUAUUGUUUCUAAUCUGACGAGGAAACGUGUCUCUGUAAGACCACAAUUAUGGGAAGAAAGCGCCAGAGUCAACAUUUUAUCCUGAGCAGGGCUCAAAGUUAAAAAAACCAUAUUCUUACUUUUCUCUCCAAACUGGUGCUUCCUUUUCCAGUGAUGGCUCUUAAAGAAGUUGAAUGUUAGUUUUUGUUUAAAAGAAAUAAUCAAUAAAAUAGAGAACUCCUGGUGAAACCAAGAAUAAUUGGGUUUUCUAACCGAGUGUAAACACUGAGCAGAUGUAUAAGAAAGAAAACCUGACAGGGUGGAAUGUCAUAGUCUCGGCUGAGAAAAAUGAAUUACAGAAGCAUCGUGGAAAACAGCGUAACUUUAGUACAUUUUUAUUGCGAGGAAAAAUAAACAUGUAAAUGGACAUGCUGUAGAUAAAAUAAUAUUUUUAUCUUCAUGGUGUUAGUUUAAAGAUCUGGACUGGAAACGUGAUCCAGCGGCUGGUGCUUAUGUAAGGCUCCAAGUGGAUGCCUUGGGCCUCGGCACUGUUCGCUCGUGCCAAGUUCUGCUGCCUCUCCUGCUACUUGCUGGUCGCUAAUAAGAAAAAAACACCAUUUGAUAACAUUCUCUCUGCAUGGUCGUGCUUGAAACUGCUUGUUCUCAAUCCCAUAAAUCUUUGCCCAUAACGCUUCCCCCAAAUCACUUCCCUACGAAUACAUACCGUACGUCUCCCCUGCCUUUAGUUAGUCGGGUUGCAAAAUAACCCUCCAGUAAAGUAGAAAUCAUAUUCAUUUCACAUACUGUUUUUGUUAAAGUAUGUAACAAUAUUAAAUCUGUGUGAGAAGACAGAAUAACUGUAGUAUGAGAGCUGUAAAAAUAUGUACAGUUAAAUAUGAAAUGAUGUCCUAAUAACUGACAAAAUGUUGGAUUACUUUGAGGUAUGUAAGCUUUUAUAAACCAGCUAUGAUUCUAUUCUGUUUGUGACUGAAAUUAAAAAGAAUUGAGACUAA